AUGGCGCCCGGGGAAGGAGGCUACCGCCAGAUAAACAAGGCUCUCAACAUAUGCGUUUUUGAAGAUUACCUAGAGAGCCAGCAGAGAUGUCUGCCCACACUGCUUGAUGUAGACGAGCUUAGCCCGCGAGUUAUUCGAAUCCUCGGUCAGAAUCCAGGAAAGUUCACUCUACAAGGAACAAACACAUUCAUCGUAGGGACGGGUCCCGAACGCCUCCUCAUCGACACCGGCCAAGGCAUCCCAGAUUGGGCUGAUCUGAUCUCUCGCACUCUCUCGGCCAGCGGAAUUUCCCUCUCACACGUCCUUCUCACCCACUGGCACGGCGACCACACUGGCGGGGUCCCCGAUCUCAUCCGCAUGUAUCCGGAUCUGGUCUCGUCGAUAUACAAGCACACGCCGAGCACCACGCAGCAGCCGAUCGUAGACGGUCAGAUCUUUCGCGUGGAGGGUGCCACCGUGCGAGCGGUGCACACACCGGGUCACACCGACGACCAUAUGUGCUUCAUCCUCGAGGAGGAGUCCGCCAUGUUCACGGGCGAUAAUAUCCUUGGCCACGGCACCUCUGCCGUGGAGCACCUGAAAACGUGGAUGGAAACGCUGCGCAAGAUGCAGGCCCAGGGCUGUAGACAGGGCUACCCAGCACACGGCAUUGUGAUUGCCGACCUGCGGGCCAAGAUAGCCGGCGAGCUGGCGCAGAAGCUGCGGCGCGAGCGACAGGUCUUGAAAGCGCUGGUGCAGACCAAGCGCGACGAGAGAGGCGCCGGUCAGGGACAGGGACGAGGCAAGGGCAGCGUCACUGUCCAGCAGCUCGUGGCGGCUAUCUAUGGGGAGGGAGUGGAGGCCGGGCUUAGGGAGUUGGCGCUGGAGCCGUUCAUGGACGAGGUUCUGCGGAAAUUAGCCGAGGAUGGGAUUGUGGCAUUUGAGGUGAGAAAGGGAGUGAAGAAGUGGUUUGCGCUUGAGGAGUUUAGAACCAAUUAA
Molecule: messenger RNA, 978 nt
Organism: Penicillium expansum
Lineage: Eukaryota; Fungi; Ascomycota; Eurotiomycetes; Eurotiales; Aspergillaceae
Gene: tpcB
Product: metallo-beta-lactamase type thioesterase tpcB
Exons: 2
Coding region: 1-978 (325 amino acids)
Biological process (GO): secondary metabolite biosynthetic process
Source: RefSeq, a predicted model, not a curated record